GAUCUCUGCAACAUUUGGAUCUCUGCAACUCAUAUAGCUGGCAAGGUUAAUGUUGAGGCAGAUAGAAUGUCUCGAGUAUUUCAUGAUAAGAAUGAGUGGAAGUUAAAUAAGCAAACAUUUCAGAACAUCUUAACAAAAUUUCCCAGCCUGGAAGUUGACUUGUUUGCAAGCCGAGUAAAUUUCCAACUUGCACAAUAUGUUGCAUGGCGACCAGAUCCUGGGUGUAUUGCAGUUGAUGCUUUUACAUUAAACUGGGAUACUAAGAUGUUUUAUGCCUUUCCACCAUUUAGUUUAGUUCCUCGUUGCUUGCAAAAGAUACUACAAGACCAAGCCUCAGGAGUACUAAUCGCUCCCUUCUGGCCGACCCAGGCCUGGUUUCCACAACUAUUACAGCUACUGUUCGAUCAACCAUGGAUCCUCGCACCAUCAACAAACCUCCUGCAGCACCCAGUUCAGUUGAUAUCACAUCCACUAGCCAAAACCCUUCGCCUGAUGGUUUGUCCUGUCUCCGGAAUCGCUUCGCGGCAGAUGACCUUUCAGAAGAAGUUACAGAUAUCAUUAUGUCAUCUUGGAGAACAGGUACCAAGAAACAAUAUUCCACCUACAUCCAAAAGUGGUUGGACUUUUGUCGUCAAAGGACGAUUGCUUGUCAUUCACCAACAAUGA
Messenger RNA from Paramuricea clavata, 666 nucleotides. The record is from the annotation of a GenBank genome assembly. NCBI's taxonomy places the organism in Eukaryota, Metazoa, Cnidaria, Anthozoa, Malacalcyonacea, Plexauridae.